AUGAAAAGUGAAACAGCAAAUGAAGAAAAUAGAGAUAAUCCCGAAAAUGGGCCGUUGGGUUUACUUUCCGAAUGCGUUAAAGAUAAUGCACAAGUUUUAAUAAAUUGUAGAAAUAACAGAAAACUUUUAGGGCGGGUUAAGGCGUUUGAUAGACAUUGCAAUUUACUCUUAACCGAAGUUCGAGAAAUAUGGGUUGAAAUAAUUAAAGAUAAAAAAAAAAAAAAAAAAAUAAAUAAAGAUAGAUAUAUUAGUAUACUAUUUUUACGAGGUGAUUCAGUUAUUUUGAUUUUGAGAAACCCUAAAUAA
Plasmodium yoelii is the source of this 306-nucleotide messenger RNA. Its product is annotated as small nuclear ribonucleoprotein. Gene Ontology annotation, molecular function: RNA binding. Gene Ontology annotation, cellular component: U2 snRNP; U4/U6 x U5 tri-snRNP complex; U5 snRNP. The transcript is spliced from 2 exons. NCBI's taxonomy places the organism in Eukaryota, Apicomplexa, Aconoidasida, Haemosporida, Plasmodiidae. Gene Ontology annotation, biological process: RNA splicing; spliceosomal snRNP assembly. The record is from RefSeq and is a predicted model, not a curated record. The coding region runs from base 1 to 306 and encodes 101 amino acids.